Molecule: messenger RNA, 1311 nt
Organism: Colletotrichum higginsianum IMI 349063
Lineage: Eukaryota; Fungi; Ascomycota; Sordariomycetes; Glomerellales; Glomerellaceae
Product: Glycosylhydrolase family 18-6
Exons: 4
Coding region: 1-1311 (436 amino acids)
Source: RefSeq, a predicted model, not a curated record
AUGGCUACGAAAUGCGGCGUCUCCGGCACGGACUUCACCAAGUUCAACCCAAAGCAGGACCUCUGCUCGAGCCUGCAGCCGGGCCAACACGUCUGCUGCGGCCGCGGCGACCUCCCGGACUUCACACUUAAGCCCGGCGCCGACGGCAGCUGCCACGCGAACGCUGUCCAGCGGGACGACUCGUGCGCCAUGAUCGCCGCGGCCAACAGCCUCACGGUCGCCAAGCUGGAGGGGUUCAACAAGCAGACCUGGGGCUGGAACGGCUGCAUGCUGCUCUGUAUCGGGACCAAUAUAUGCCUGAGCACGGGAAGUCCUCCGACGCCGGCACCCGUCGAGCACGUCAACAUGACCGAGACGAUCAACGCCGUCUCCAUGAUCACCAAGGCCGGCGUGCCCUCCAAUAAUGUCGUCGUCAGGGUCACCAACUACGGCCGCUCGUUCCGCAUGACCGACCCCGGAUGUACGGGCCCGUCCUGCACUUUUACCGGCCCGUCGGCCGAGUCGCCGGUCAACGAGAUUAUCGCGGCCAGCGGCAAUGACAAGACUACUGACAUGAAGGCCGGGUCGGACAUCCUCAUCCACGACGACUACGAGUGGUUUGCCUACAUGGACGCCGAGAAGUACCACAUCGCCGGCUCCGUCGUGCAGUUCGCCCCCUGCAUCCCGCCCCAGGAGUGCGACAAGUACGGCAAGCUCAUCGGCGCCCCCGCGCUGCGGCCGGGCUUCCAGAUCCCGAACCCCAAGGACUCGAUCGAGAAGUCGCUCGGCAACCUCCGCGAGCUCGCGGGCUUCGUCUCGCUGACGGCGGCCGAGGUCGACGCCGGCCUGUUCCUCGAGCCGACGGCCGACGCCGUGGACGCGACGGCGAUGCCCGUGCUGAUGGUGCGGGCCGCCGUCGAGGCGAUGAAGAGCAUCUACGAGAUGGGCGAGGAGAUCCAGCAGAAGCAGCGCGAGAACAUCAUCCUGCUGGCGCUCACGGCGAUCCUCUUCAUCAUUCCGGGGCUGGGCCAGGCGGCGAGCGCCGUCACCGGCCUGGCCGUCUUCGCGCGCAUCGCCGUCGUCAUCGCCGAGCUCGGGGGCGCCGCCCUCGGCGCCUACGACAUCGCGCAGAACCCGGACAGCGCGCCGAUGGGUGUCUUAGGCAUCCUGCUCGGCGGCCUGGCCAUCCGCGGCGCCUUCAAGGGCUUCGUGUCGGAGGCGGCCACCCUCCGGCGGGGCAUGUCGGCGAGGCAGAUCGAAGGGCUGGGACCGGCGGUCAAGGAGGGCCUGGACAAGAUUGGAUCCGUCGUCACACGAGUGUGCAAUUUGUAG